AACAAUAAGAUUAGGCAUCUUUAUUUUAGAGUGUUUAUGUAGAAGCCCAUCAAAUAGAUGGGUAGCUCCGUGUGUUCUGUGGGUGGAGAUUGAGGACCUCCUCCUAAAAAAACAGUCAACACAAGCCAGCUUGGCUACAAGGAGCUUCGCUGUUACAAAAAUUGAGCUCUGUUAAAAAAAAUUUUUUUUUAGACCUUCACACAGCCAUCUAUUUAUUGAUUGGAUCGGUUUCCUAACCACCAUUAAACAAAGAUGAGUCAGGCGGAGCAGGUGCCCGAGGACGUGCCUGCAUACCACGAAGAUGAGCCAGUAGCAACAGACACAGACAAGGACCGCCCACAGACACAACCGGGCAUGUUCAGCCGGUUGGCCGGGGGGUUGUAUGGAGCCACAAAAGCCACGGUGGGGGGUGUGACCUGGAUAGGAGGAAAGAGCCUGGACCUUACCAAGACAGCUGUGUGCACUGUAGCUGCUGUGCCUGCAGCUGGAGUGGGGCUGGUGAAAGGGGGAGUGUGUGCUGUAGCUGGAGGAGUGACUGCUGUUGGAUCUGCAGUGGUCAGCAAAGUUCCCAUAGGUGGCAGCAAAAAGAAGGACAAAUCUGACUGAUGGAGGGGGGGUGGAGGGGAUGAACACGCAGCUGAGAUGAACAGCUCAGACUGAUCGUUUCUGCUUCGGUGAGCAAAGAAAAGAGCUGCAAAGGACCUUUAAGUUCAGUAUCCAAGUUUUUGGUGUUGGUUUUAGGUUACUGAUUAGAAAUGUGCGUUCAUUCAAUUAUGUGUCCAAGAAUUAUAUUCCAGCGAAGCACACCAGAGAGAGAUGUGAAAGUUUAUUGCAUGACAAUCAGUGAUGAUCUAUACCUGGAGGGGUUUCCUACAAGUAUUUCACUUCGAACUGAAACACUGUCAAAGGUCCAGUGAGACUUUUAUUUUUUAUUUUUCCAGUUUGUUCUGAAGUAAACGUGACAUCCCUGAUCAAAACCAUUGUAUGAAAAGUUUUUGU
Molecule: messenger RNA, 999 nt
Organism: Nematolebias whitei (Rio pearlfish)
Lineage: Eukaryota; Metazoa; Chordata; Actinopteri; Cyprinodontiformes; Rivulidae
Gene: tmem263
Product: transmembrane protein 263
Exons: 3
Coding region: 253-606 (117 amino acids)
Source: RefSeq, a predicted model, not a curated record